AUGACGCCAACGAUCUUGCUUGCGCACCGGUGUGGGUCGUGGUCGACCGAGGAAGAGGCGUACGCCGUCGCGCUUAUCCAGAGCUUUCUUUUGGGCUACUACCCCACUGUCCUUCCCGGCACGUCGCUCCGCGUCUUCUUGGCCCACAAGCUCGACUGCUUACCAAUGCGCAUCUCGAAAAAACUCGCGCAGCUCCACGCACCGGAUGCUGUGAACCCCAAGCACUUUGGCCGGCUGCGCUACGUCUGCGACCCAUCCGUGCUCCAUGGCAUCAAGCGCCAAGCCGCGCGCGACGAGCUCGAUCUGCUCGUCGUGUCGUUUGAUAAGGUCGUCGAGGUACAGCGGGCGACGCCGAUUCCGCGGCCGUUCAACACAGCACCGAGUGCGCGCGCCG
This is a messenger RNA of Saprolegnia parasitica CBS 223.65, 394 nucleotides long. RefSeq lists its product as hypothetical. The transcript has a single exon. The record is from RefSeq and is a predicted model, not a curated record. NCBI's taxonomy places the organism in Eukaryota, Oomycota, Saprolegniomycetes, Saprolegniales, Saprolegniaceae. The annotation marks the transcript as partial.